Molecule: messenger RNA, 3003 nt
Organism: Physeter macrocephalus (sperm whale)
Lineage: Eukaryota; Metazoa; Chordata; Mammalia; Artiodactyla; Physeteridae
Gene: MTFR1L
Product: mitochondrial fission regulator 1 like
Exons: 8
Coding region: 1844-2722 (292 amino acids)
Biological process (GO): mitochondrial fission; aerobic respiration
Cellular component (GO): mitochondrion
Source: RefSeq, a predicted model, not a curated record
CUCCCCCGGCGCAGAACUGCGCUGAGCGCGGCGACCUCGGCGGGGACCGGGGUGAUGCCGCCAGGCCCCGGUCGGGAGGCGCUGCGUCUCCGGCGGGGGACCGCGUGUAAACACUGGGGCAGCAGCCUCGGAAGGGGCAGUGCACGCGCAAGGUGAUGGGAACCAGCUGGCGCGGCCAGCGAGCUGGGGGCGUCUUCUAGCCAGACGCAUGUGGAGGGUUCAAGGCUAAGUCGGCGUUCUCGUUGGUCCGUGUCUUAAUUGAACAAAGCUCGAGUGCCUGCUGUGUAGUGAGCGAGCGCUGGGUUGUGCCUGGGAAGUCCCCGCCCUUCGGACAAACUGCACUGCACACCGUUACCUAGUUACUGCUGCUCGAAGGAAACGCGGGGUGCCGGUCGGGGAAGGGGAGGCGAUGCUUGAGUUGAGCUCCAGGAAUGAUUAAGGAUGAGCUUGGAGAAUGGGGUGCUGGUGUUUCGAGCAGAGGCAAUAGUGUGGACAAGGCCAUCGAGGGGCUGAAAGGCCAGCGUGGCUGGAGGGCAAGGGGAAAGCAGGUGUGGCUGUGAAGUGUGCGGGGACCAGAGUGGACAGGCCUUGUAGGCUGCGGGGAGUUGGGUACACAGGGCAGAGAAAGAUGAGGUUGGGCCUGAUUGGGGACGGCCUGCUGGCCAUGCUAAGGAGUCUAGAUGUUAUCCUCUUGGCUCUAGCAAGCAUAGCGGGUUUGAAGCAUGGCAGGGAUAUGAUUAGCACUGUGUUCUAGAAAGAUGCCCCUGGCUGUCGUGUGAGGGUUAGGCCCAACUGAGUUUGGAGGUAAGUUUGGAGAGGAAGUGGCUGCAGUGACUAAAGUGAGAAACACAGGGAAACAGUGUUGUGUGGAGCUUGUGGCAGCUACUGAAAUUCAGCAAAGAGCCUGGCACACAAAAGGACUUUGAUAAAAGGCUUGAACUUUGCUGAGAAGAUGGAGCCCGUGCAGGAGGCAGCAGGGUCUGCAGACUUUCUACUGCCGUGACCACUGAGUGACCUUAAACCAGUCCCUUCCUCUUUCUAGCUUCUUUUCCUCAUGUAUUGUAAAGUGAGUAAUACCUCCUCUCCUAGCGGUAGAAGAGAGGCCCUCCAAGGGAGGUUUCCAGAAAGAGCUGCUUCGGUCAGCGCAGCCCAGCCCCUCUUCACAGGCUGCCCUUGGCUCCCCAGUGACUUCUUACCCAGGGCAUUCCCAGCCCUUGUGACUUGAACCGCCCCCCACCACCACCAUGUACCUUUGCGGCCUUACCAUACUCUGCUCUUUACAUAUCUCUUCACAUUCCUUUCCUAGAGCUGUGGUGCUGUUUUCCUUCCCUUCUUAGCCCCUCUGAACUCACCUUGGGGCCUUGGGGCCUGGGACUGAACUCACCUGGUCACCUGCCGGGUGUGCCUUUCUUAAGCAGUGAUACUCAGCCUCUGCUAGAAUUAUGUAUUCAGGUCGUAUCUCUCGUCUAGAUUAUGAGAUCCUUGAGAGCAUGGCUGUGUCUUACUCCUUCCAUAGCCCCUACAGUGCCCAGCACAGGGCCUGGCACAGAGUGAGUAUUGUUAGUGUUCGAAGAACAAGGGACUGAAUGAGCUCAUUGACUGCAGCUGCUCACCAGGCAAGGGCAGCUGUGAGGAAUCCAGUCAGCAGCAACUCCACCCAUCUGCGUCUUGCUUUAACAGUUCAUUAAGUACUUUAAAAUCCUGUUUCACCGAUUGACUCUUAAGGAAGAGGAGUCUGGUUCCUUAAGAUGGCCUGAUAUGAAGGCGUCACGCCUCCUGCGUCCCCAAGCCUCCAGAGCUGCCCUGUGGCUGCCUUGUCCUUCAAGUGCAGGAGCCAGUCGAAAUGUCGGGAAUGGAAGCCAAUGUGACCAUCCCGAUCUGGCAAAACAAGCCGCAUGGGGCUGCUCGAAGUGUAGUGAGAAGAAUCGGGACCAACCUGCCCCUGAAGCCAUGUCCCCGGGCAUCCUUUGAGACCCUGCCCAACAUCUCUGAUCUCUGUCUGAGGGAUGUGCCCCCAGUCCCUACUCUGGCUGACAUCGCCUGGAUUGCUGCAGAUGAAGAGGAGACUUAUGCCCGGGUCAGGAGCGAUACACGCCCCCUGAGGCACACCUGGAAGCCCAGCCCUCUGAUCAUCAUUCAGCGCAAUGCCUCAGUGCCCAACCUCCGUGGGUCAGAGGAGAGGCUCCUGGCCUUGAAGAAGCCGGCCCUGCCGGCCCUCAGCCGCACCACAGAGCUGCAGGAGGAGCUGAGCCACCUGCGCAGCCAGAUUGCUAAAAUAGUGGCAGCUGAUGCAGCUUCGGCUUCAUUAACGCCAGAUUUCUUAUCUCCAGGAAGUUCAAAUGUCUCUUCUCCCUUACCUUGUUUUGGAUCCUCAUUCCACUCUACAACUUCCUUUGUCAUUAGUGACAUCACCGAGGAGACCGAGGUAGAGGUCCCUGAGCUUCCAUCAGUCCCCCUGCUUUGUUCUGCCAGCCCUGAAUGUUGCAAACCAGAACACAAGGCUACCUGCAGCUCUUCUGAAGAAGAUGACUGUGUCUCUCUGUCCAAGGCCAGCAGCUUUGCAGAUAUGAUGGGUAUCCUAAAGGACUUUCACCGGGUGAAGCAGAGCCAAGAUCUGAACCGGAGUUUACUGAAGGAGGAAGACCCAGCCGUCCUUAUCUCUGAGGUCCUAAGGAGGAAGUUUGCGCUAAAGGAAGAAGAUAUCAGUAGAAAAGGAAACUGAUGGCACUCAGCUCUGCAAACUCAGUCUCAUGCUCCUGGAAUUCUUUCAAUAGCUGCCUUCCUCACUGCAGAUGUUUCUGCCUCUCAAUUAGAAAUCUUCUGCAACAGUCUUGCCGAAAGCUAGAGCUUGGACUAAGAGAAGAGCUGCAUUAUGUUUUCCGUACUUCAGACCUUAGCAGAAGCUGCCUGUUUUGAGCUGAGACACGUUACAGGUAAUUGUGUAGGUUGGAAUGUCCCAGUUUAAAGGGUGAGAGAAGUUUCUGGUUUUUCCUUGCCCCUGUG